This is a messenger RNA of Gossypium raimondii (Peruvian cotton), 819 nucleotides long. RefSeq lists its product as uncharacterized. The record is from RefSeq and is a predicted model, not a curated record. The coding region runs from base 197 to 622 and encodes 141 amino acids. The transcript has a single exon. Lineage: Eukaryota; Viridiplantae; Streptophyta; Magnoliopsida; Malvales; Malvaceae.
UGCCCAUAAUCCACUCCUUCACUCACCAAUCACUUAUCUCUUCCCUAACCCUCCCCUCCCCUCCCCUCAUGCUUCUUUUAUCUAUAUAAACUCACCCCUGCAUUUCAUUGCUCUUGCACCAGCAAUCACCAUUGUCACUACAAAAUCACUAACUAACAAAGAAAACCCAUCCUUUUUUCUCCCCCAGAAACACAAAAUGCUUACCUUUGUUGCUUCUUUUAUCCACUGGGUUUUUUCUGAUGAAAUCGCUUUAGGAUCCAAAACUACUGCAUCCAAGUUCAUAAACAUGAAUGGGUUGAAUAAGAAUCGAUAUUCGCCCAUCAAGAAACACUUCGAUGAUUCCUUUCCAAGUACAAAGCCAUUGCUAGAAGUUAAAGAUCACAAGGAUAUCAAGAGAAGUAGCCCCGGUUUUGAUUCAAAAGCAAGGAAUAUAAGAGUAAAGGUGAAGAUGACAAGGGAAGAAGCUGUUCGAUUGCUUUCGAAAUGCAAAGAUGGAGGGGUUCUGGAAUUCAAAGAUGUAGCUCGUGAACUUGUGGACCUCCCAGGGAACCGAGUUAAUAUCGUGUCUCCUUGCCCUGAUCGUAAUAUUCCAGUGCUUUAUCGUAUUCCUGAAGAGUUUUAGAUAGCAUGGCAAUCUUUAAAGAAAAUGUUCCAAUUUUCUGGGUUUUUUUCUUCGGGGGGGGGGGGGGUUCAAAAUUUUCACAAAGAGAAAUUGGUUGCAUAUGUAAUUUUAGGUUGAAGAAGAGAUACCAUUUUCAUGUACAAAUUACUAGUAACAAUUUAUUCAAUGAAAAGUUUGGGUCUCAGAUUCUUUUAUAA